Messenger RNA from Hordeum vulgare subsp. vulgare (domesticated barley), 905 nucleotides. RefSeq names its product growth-regulating factor 10-like. Gene Ontology annotation, molecular function: ATP binding. The record is from RefSeq and is a predicted model, not a curated record. The coding region runs from base 90 to 782 and encodes 230 amino acids. The transcript has 3 exons. Gene Ontology annotation, biological process: regulation of DNA-templated transcription; developmental process; DNA-templated transcription. NCBI's taxonomy places the organism in Eukaryota, Viridiplantae, Streptophyta, Magnoliopsida, Poales, Poaceae. Gene Ontology annotation, cellular component: nucleus.
ACCACUCUGCCUCUAUCCACAGCGUUCAAACGCAAAAACAGCACGCACCAGACACUCAGACAGCCACGGGUGAAGGGCACACUCCAGAGAUGACCGAGCGAAGGCAGGAGGAACACUCGCCGCCGUCCAAGCUCCCCCGCCUCUCCGGCGCCGAUGACGACGCCGACGCCGACGCCAACGACGGCGUAGGCACGGUGACCAUGGCGGCGCCGUUGCCGCUGGCUCUUGGGCUGGGUCUCGGCGUGGGCGGCUGCUGCAGUGACAGCAGGCGCAGCGACGCGGAGGCCACGCGGCCGUCGGCGCUGACGUUCAUGCAGCGGCAGGAGCUGGAGCACCAGGUGCUCAUCUACCGCUACUUCGCCGCCAACGCUCCCGUGCCCGUGCACCUCGUCCUCCCCAUCUGGAAGAGCCUCGCCGCCUCCUCCUCCGCCCCUCAGAGGUUCCCAUCACUGGCGGGGCUGGGGAGCAUGUGCUACGACCAGAGGAGCAGCAUGGAGCCGGAGCCGGACCGGUGCCGGCGCACGGACGGCAAGAAGUGGCGGUGCUCGCACGGCGUGGUGCCGGGGCACAAGUACUGCGAGCGCCACGUCCACCGCGGCCGCGGCCGUUCAAGAAAGCCUGUGGAAGCCGCGGCGGCCACCUCAGCCACCCCGAUCCGCGCAAUGCACGCCGCCGACGGGCAGGGCGCCACCGGCGCGCACGCGCACGCGCCGCCGCAGCGCCUCAGCUUCUCCUCCCCCGCCGGCGUCUACCUGGCCCACGGCACCGCCCGUGCCACCUGACCUGAUGCCGGCGUGUUCCUUCAGUUAGCUGCAGAUGUUUUGCUUGCUUGCUUGGUUGUGUUGAUCUGUAGCGGGAAAUCUCCGAGGAUUAUGCUGGAGUAAUUUUUAAUUUUUCCUUGACCA